CUCAAAUCAACUCAAAUUAACUCUGGUGACCCUGUGACCCUAGAAUGAAAUCAUGUUUAACUUGAUUUAAAAAUGCUCACUCACUCUGCCACUACCAAGCUCACAGUGUUUUGAGUCCCUAGUCUGAUCGUCACUUCUUACUGAGUUACUUCAUUAAUCCUAAUGUUCUACCCCUGGUUGGAGUCUCGUCGCCCCGGUGGUCACCUUGCCGACACAUUGCCCCGGUGGCCACAUUGAUCUACAUGCUCAGCCAGUGUCUCAUUGGAUUGUUAUGGAUGGAGCCCGGAGACUGCCAUGCCUCCUUUGAGCCAAUUUUGUGUCAGUCAGCUGUAUGUUCUGGUCUUUAUCAGCAAUCGGGUCUGCACUGAACUCAGAGUUUAAGAUGACCCACUAGUUCCUCAGUAGCUUUCUGCUGUAGAAAGGACAUUAUUUACAUGCGUGUGAGUAUAUGAGCGUGUGGUUUCUAAGGAAAUUUCAUCAUGUUAAAUGAUUGUGAGAGUAUAAAUAUAUCGACUUUACACUGACUGUAAUACAAGUCUUUCUGACUAGCUGCUGAAUUUUUCUCAUAGCUGGAACCUUCAGAAACAUCAUGUCUAGUGAGCUGUUUGCACAGUGGUCUGAUUGGAAAGAUCCAGAUGAGCAUGAUAUCAUCAUCGCCAAUGAGGUCAAAAUUGCUGCAGAAGCGAUUGUCAGAAGCCAGUUCUUUACUUACAAACCUCUGGUGUACAAAGAAGGCACAAAUGUGGGGACCAAAUACAUAAUCAAGGUGUAUGUUGGAAAUAAUCAGAUUGUUAACCUGAUUGUAACGCCAUCCUUAAAGGUGUUUGCACCGCAGGGCAAAUGUCAUACAAAGGCAAUCUGCUUUACUUCUACCCGGAUUACAGUAAUCAGACCGCCGCUCAGAGACGAGAGAUGAAUUUAUGCAGGAAAAAGCUCACGCAGAUAGGGAUCUCCUCCUUUAUGAUCUACCCCUCCGUAGUAAAGGUAACACACCACGGAUCAACCGUACUCCUUCAAACGCCGUUGGAGGUGGAAGCGUAUCUCGCUCAACAACAGGCUCAGUUGAAGCGUUAAUGGAAGCCAGUCCGUGAUAUUGAAGGUAAAGUUGGCAAUACUGUCUAUGGGGCGGCUGUGUCAGGAAAGUUUUGGAUAAAUCGUGAUGCCGAGGUUAUUUCCGGGCUCGGGUGACCAACUGUUAUACUGGCCGCGUAUCCCAUAUGUGUUAAUUUCCAGGCGGAUAGGAGAGUUUGUUUUCACUCUCUGCUUACUGCCUUUUCAUUUUGUUCUCACUGUUGUUCAUUUACUGUUCCAGAUGCCAUGAUAUGUUUUCGUAAGUUCACAUGGUUUUGUUUUUCAUUUAAAAUGUAUAUAAUGCUGUUUUUGAUCUAUGGCUCUUAAAGUAAUCUCUUGGAACGUCAAUGGCCUAAAUGGUGCAAUCAAAAGGACAAAG
Messenger RNA from Tachysurus fulvidraco (yellow catfish), 1450 nucleotides. RefSeq names its product cystatin-A5-like. The transcript is spliced from 3 exons. The record is from RefSeq and is a predicted model, not a curated record. NCBI's taxonomy places the organism in Eukaryota, Metazoa, Chordata, Actinopteri, Siluriformes, Bagridae. The coding region runs from base 590 to 916 and encodes 108 amino acids.